UGGACUUUGGAACUUUCUAGAAGGAAAAGCACAGGUGCUAUAUCUGGCACCAGUAGCCCCCAACAGCCCGCUCACAUAACAAACCACAGGACCAGGGGAGGGAGAACCAGCGAGUGGGGGAGACUCAAUUUACAAAAUGACGGAAACUGAUAGAGCUGGUCUGGGGGCCAAGGGCAAACCCAUGGCCUUCCGGUCUCAAAAAGAAAUGUUCGACAAGAUGGAGGAAUCUUUUAAAAUCUGUUCACACUGCGAGAAGCAGCCCAAUCAACUUUCAAACCCACAGAGCCUGAAGCGUUGUGGCAGAUGUCUACAUGUUUACUACUGCUGCAAAGAAUGUCAGAAGGACGACUGGCCCAAACACAAGAAGUUGUGCUCACAGCUGCGUCUCACCGCCAUUGACAGAGUUGUGGAGUGGCUUUUGUUCAAAGAAGACCUUCCAUUCCCCACAGAAAAAUGGUCAAAGCCUGAGUCAGAGGUUAAAGGCUGGGAUGACUGGCUUGCGAUGCAGGGAGAUCUCUCGGCUCGCCUCGAUCCCAUUUUAAAAGGAGCAAACAUGAAAGAAUUGUGGACCAACGCUGGCAGGCCUCAGCCUGAUGAUGAGGAACUGAAGCAGUCUCUGUGGAGGGUUUGCAGUGAGUUCUUCUCCAGACCACUGAGCAUAGCCUGGGGGAUGAGGCUGUUUGGUCUUAAGCCUUGUUCUAAACCUCUCACCAUUCACCUGGUGGGAGCAGGAAAUAGUGAGACUAUGGCAGCUAGACUGACUGACUACGAUGAGCUGAACAACAUGUUCCCUGGACACCAGGGUAUCGAGAUAGUCAUGGUGGGACCAGAGGUGGUGGACGGCCCCAUCAUGAGGCCUCCUCUCAGGGCGUUUGGCCCCAAGAAGAGGGUCUACAUCAGCGCCUACAAGGGCCUCUACCACGAAUUCUGGGAGGAACUGGUGGAGAAAGAGGAAGCAGCCAAGCCAGAUUUGGUGGUUGGAUUUCAUCCUGGAUUUGAUGCUAGUCAGGGCCUCGACCAGGGUUGGCUUCCAACACUUCUGCUCCUCAGGGAUUAUGAGAUUCCUUCACUUUUCACUACUCUCAGUGAGACAGAGAUGACGUACUCCCUGCAGAUCCUGUUGGAGCUGGAGAUGGACCUGAAGGGAAGUGGAGCCAACCCCUUUGCGUCGCUGAAACCAGAAGUGGUGGGCUCGUGUCCCAGCAAACCUCCUGUCUACUGCAACUCCCACUACUUCUGUUUUCAGGGUCUACUGGAGAGUGUGGAGUUUGAGGAACCAGAGGAGGACUGAGGGAGCAGCAGUGUGCACACACUGAUGCCCUUUCACAACAGGAACUCUGAUUCUCUUGGACUGUAAUACAUUGUUUUUAUAUGCCUUUUAAUUAAAUCAUGUAAUGAUGUCUAACAAAA
Messenger RNA from Dicentrarchus labrax (European seabass), 1410 nucleotides. RefSeq names its product putative protein MSS51 homolog, mitochondrial. The transcript has 6 exons. Bases 137 to 1291 code for a protein of 384 amino acids. NCBI's taxonomy places the organism in Eukaryota, Metazoa, Chordata, Actinopteri, Moronidae. The record is from RefSeq and is a predicted model, not a curated record.